GUUGAAGGAUGAGGAUCAUCAUCGAGCAAGAACCGCUCGGUAUGGCUCAGGAUAUAGUGUCCGCCGCGAAUCUGCAGAGGUGGAGCGAGGUUGAUCCUCCGUCACAUUACAUCACCGAUUGCAGCUCGAUCGGGGAGCCGCCGAAGCACACCAAGUCCCCGUUCCCUCACGACCCUGAGCUCAACCACAAGAUCAUCCUCUGGUCCGGGGACAUUUCAUCGUUGCAGAUCGAUGCCAUUGUUAAUGCCACCAAUGAAUCGAUGACGGACAGCAAUCCGGUCAGCGAUCGGAUAUACGAGCGCGCUGGUCCCGGAUUAAAGGAGGAGAUCAGCCUCGAGGUCAGAGAAUGUCGGACAAGUGAGGUGAAGGUGACCCAAGGCCAUGCACUGCCAGCACGGUUCAUCGUGCACACCGUCGGCCCAAAGUACAACAUCAAGUAUCAAACUGCCGCAGAGAACUCUUUGCACACCUGCUACAGGAACGUUCUUCAAAAAACGAAAGAAUUGGGUCUACAUUCGAUAGCCAUUUGCGUUAUAAACUCAGUGAAAAGGAACUAUCCCCCGGAUGAAGGAGCCCACAUUGCUUUACGUACAGUGAGACGUUUCUUGGAGCACCACGGCAGUUCAUUAGACACUGUAGUGUUUUCGGUGCAGAACACGGAUUUGGGUAUCUAUGAGGUCCUUUUGCCAAUGUACUUCCCACGUUCCAAAUCCGAGGAAGACGCCGCCCGUUGGCAACUGCCGAACGAUGUCGGCGGCGCCGACGGAGAACCAUUGAUUCCCGACAGACAAAUCCGUAUUAUAGACAAUCCACAGCACAGUUUACAUCCCGAUGAGGAAUCGAUAGACUUAUCGAGCCAACUGGACUCCUCGGUCAGUGUCGGCGAUCAUGCCUUCAGUCAAAUGCAAGGCGAUCUCGACCAGCAAAGGCUGCUCGGCGAGAGAACAUACAAUGAUCCACUGGCUGAUAUUAUGGUGAAGGAAAUACAGCAUCAAGAGAGAUAUGAGCGAUUGCUGAGGAGGGCGAAAUCUGAGGAUCUAACCGAGGUGUCCGGUAUAGGAUGCCUUUACCAGAGCGGCGUGGACCGGCUCGGACGACCGGUCGUGAUCUUCGUGGGCAAAUGGUUCCCCUUUAACAAAAUCAACUUGGAUAAGGCUCUCCUCUACCUGAUCACCCUGCUGGAUCCAAUCGUGAGAGGCGAUUACGUGAUCGCCUAUUUCCACACGCUCACCUCCAACUCCAAUUACCCGUCUUUCUCGUGGCUGAAAGAGGUCUACAACAUUCUGCCCUACAAGUACAAAAAGAACCUGAAAGCCUUCUACAUCAUCCAUCCCACAUUUUGGACUAAGAUGAUGACUUGGUGGUUCACUACCUUCAUGGCUCCUGCGAUCAAGCAGAAAGUGCACAGCUUGCCCGGCGUUGAAUACCUGUACGCGGUGAUGUCUCCCGAUCA
Messenger RNA from Nicrophorus vespilloides, 1453 nucleotides. Its product is annotated as protein GDAP2 homolog. NCBI's taxonomy places the organism in Eukaryota, Metazoa, Arthropoda, Insecta, Coleoptera, Silphidae. The record is from RefSeq and is a predicted model, not a curated record.